Daldinia childiae is the source of this 816-nucleotide messenger RNA. Its product is annotated as Neuferricin. Lineage: Eukaryota; Fungi; Ascomycota; Sordariomycetes; Xylariales; Hypoxylaceae. The record is from RefSeq and is a predicted model, not a curated record. The coding region runs from base 1 to 816 and encodes 271 amino acids. The transcript has 2 exons. Gene Ontology annotation, cellular component: endomembrane system; membrane.
AUGGCAGAGAUCCGUCAGCGCAAGGGUAAAGGCCCCGCGAGGGAUGACGUUCGAACUGCUAUAGUCGAGGAGCUAGAUACCUCGGAGUCGGACACGCCCGCGCCCAAGCAACCCAAGCCCAAGCGUAAAACUAAGGAGCUCGUCAACGACGAUGAAGAGUAUAGUCCGUGGCUAGACGUCCUACGUGUGCUCUCGUUCCUAUUCUUCGCAUCUUGUGGCCUUAGCUACCUCGUUUCGGGCGGAGAGACUUUCUUCUGGAGCAUGCGGGCGCCACCCAAGUACAUACAGCUAGACUGGUGGAAGAGCCAAUUGCGCGGUCCCAUAUACCUAACCCCCGCCGAGCUCGCUCAAUACGACGGCACCGACGAGUCCAAGCCCAUCUACCUCGCCAUCAACGGCAGCAUCUUCGAUGUAUCAAGCAACCGGCGAACUUACGGCCCGGACGGCUCGUACCGAUUCUUCGCAGGCUCCGACUCAGCGCGGUCCUACGUAACGGGGUGUUUCGCCGAGGACCGGACGCCUGACAUGCGGGGAGUCGAAGACAUGUUCCUACCACUAGACGACCCGACGGUAGACUCACACUUUACGCCGACAGAACUCGCCGCGCUCAAGAAGAAGGAGCUAGAGGAGGCAAGACAGAAAGUCCACGAGGGCUUGUUACAUUGGGUCCGUUUCUUUGAGAAUAGCCCUAAAUACCCUAAGGUCGGAUACGUUAAGAAGGAUAAGAACUGGUUAGACAAGGAGCCGAGGAAGAAGUUGUGCGAUGCGGCGGCGAAGGGUAGGAAGCCGAGAAAGAUCCCUGGCUCUGAAGAAUAA